GGAAGACCAAGUGCAGACUUCUUCUUCUGCAUAAAGAAAUGCUGCCAUUCCUAAGGAAAUCAGAGCACAACUCUUUCCACUAGUGAUGGCGGACGAGUGGGAUCUUCUUGUGGAUCUGCUUAACUAUAGCGAAGACUGGAGUGGAAGUGGUGUGGAACGCGGCGUCGACGCUUCUUUACAUUUUUAAGGGUUACCAGCACGUUUUUGCAUCUUCUCCCGUCACUAUCUUCCCUGAGCCGCCUUUUUCGAGUAAGUAGAAGAUAAGCCAAGCAGAAAGUAUUAAGGUAUUUACAACCACCAGAAAAUGCUCCUUUUUAGACGUUUUUCUUAGGAAAAACGUUGCAAUUGUGCAAUCAUCGUCAGCCGUCAAGAAUGUCUAAUAAUUGCAACCGCAUCAAGAGGUGGAGGUCGUGGGAGGAUCGUCAUGCACAGCGCAUGUGGCAAUAAUUCUGAAGCGUGUGGCGUCUCAGUUGCGCAAUGUCUCAAGUCCCUGGAUUUCGCACAAGCUGCGCAAAGAACUACUGGCGAGUCUUCAUUUUCUGGCAUUAAGGCAACGACCACAAGCUUCGCAAGCAAACAUGAAACAGGAAUAACUUCAACUACUCUUAACUCUGUAGUUUUUCACGAACGCCAGAAGUAGACCUUCUAGAUCGCCUCGAUCAUUCUUUUUUGAAGAGGAAAAAGAAGGCGUGAGGCCCUCAAGUAGAGAAGUUGAAAUAUCAUGAGGACACUUAAGGUUGGCACCUUGACUCCUCGUGCUGGGAACUCUGGGCUCCAAGUGGUGCUUAUGGUCCAGAGCCCGGACCACAUCCCCCACCCUCGUCGGUUAGCGUAUUGACCUACUGCCAUAAACUUCCUCCUCCCCACCAUUAUAGCGUGUGCGUUUCUGCUUAGCUUAUCUAUCUGCGGGGCUUGUGACGUUAAACCGCCUACAAUCUAAUCCAGCCAUCGUAUUCAUUUUUCAAGUUGGACGAAAGAAGCGUCGGAUUUUUUUCAUUUUCAAGGACAAGGAGAAGGCUCCUCGUCAAGGAAGAUGUGAUCAUACGGGAGUUCCAAAUUUCUAAGUGAACAUCAU
Amoebophrya sp. A25 is the source of this 1075-nucleotide messenger RNA. The record is from the annotation of a GenBank genome assembly. Lineage: Eukaryota; Dinophyceae; Syndiniales; Amoebophryaceae.